Messenger RNA from Paramecium octaurelia, 2977 nucleotides. NCBI's taxonomy places the organism in Eukaryota, Ciliophora, Oligohymenophorea, Peniculida, Parameciidae. The record is from the annotation of a GenBank genome assembly.
AUGAAAAUAUACAUACAGUCUCCUGUCUUUCAGAGAUUCAUACUCAAUAAUUAAUGCCAAAAGAAUAAACUCCAAAUGCCCAAAUCCUCAGACAAAAUUGAGAAACCCUCACCCAUGUCCAGAUCUCUCACAAUUAAAUAGUAUUAAUUUCAAGCCAAAUCGUAGAAGAAGGCAAACUCAAAACACCAUAGAACCAAGAGGAUUGUCUUUGUCCAUCUCGAGGGAAACCCAAAGAAACUUUUUCAAGGAAUCUAUUCAAAAUAGAGUAGUAGCUCCAGAUCAAUUUCAAAGCAUGAUCAAAGAAAUAUAAGUUGGAAACUCAAUGCAAGUCAUUAAUAAAUUGGAAUAGGGUCCAUUCACCAAAAAAUCCUAUUUGAUAUUAGGGAUCGCGCACAAGCAACUCAAUCAAUUCGAUAAAGCAAGAAGUUGGGUAAUUAGUGAUCUUUAUCAAAGUUCAACAAAUGCUUAUCCGAAUACCCCAAUUAUUUGGAUGGGUACAUUCAAUCUGCAGUUUUAGAAUUCAAGGCCCAAAAAUACCAUGAUUCUCUCAAAUUGAUAGAACAAGCCUUGCUUUAUAGUCCAAAUGAUAAGCAGGCACUCCAAUAUAAAGCAAGAUGUCACUCUGCUCUAAAAUAACAUUAAAAGGCCUUAGAAAUAUACGAAAAACUCAACAACACUGACUUUUUAGGCAGAUCACGUCAUUGUCUAUCAUUAAUUAAGUGUAAUUAAUUUGACCAAGCACUUAUUAAAAUUGACACGAUCUUACAGCAAGACUGUGAAAAUGCAGAUGCUUUGUUACUAAAAGGAAUAAUUUACUUUAAAAAAAGUAACUCCUUAUAAUAAUAAUAUUUAUUAGAAAAUUUUAUAGAGUCUUAGAUUUACAUUGAACAAGCGAUUCAGAUAUCAACAUCACAUUAAUUAAGUGCCAAGGCUAUUUCCUACAUUGUAAAGUCUAAAAUAUGUCUCAUGGACUUUUAUGAGGCUUAGCUACACCUCUCCAGAGCAGAUCAAUUGAAAAAGAAUUUUAAAUGCAUCUCUAAAUUGAAACCGUUUGUCAAUGGAACAGUCAAGUUGAUGAAACGAUAAUAUGCUUAGGGACUUCAAAUGAUUAAGGAAUUGAAACCCAUUAGCAAAUUUCUAUAACUAAUUUACUAUAAAUUCUUAGCUUAUGCCUAAUUUUGCACUUCUGAUUAUGCAUCGGCUCUAAAGUCUUAUGAAUCGAUCAAUUAGAUAGAGAGAGGCUAAAUGUACAAUAAAUAUUUGGCUGAAGCUCUUGUUUUAAUAUAGAAAUGUAAAUUAUAUGAAAAUAAUCAGGUUAGUAUGAACCUUCCGUUAGGUUAUUGGACAAAGCUAUUGAAAUAUUUCCAAAUAAACUAGAACCUUAUUAUUAUAAAUGUUCAAUUUGUUUACUUAAUAAACUAUUUGAUGGAGUAUAAGAAUGUGAAUAGCUGCUAGAUUUAGCCUUUUCUAAAUAGGGGAAGUAGCCCAACAUCUUUUUUGCGAGGGCUUUAAUGAAAUCUUAUAAGCGAAGAUACACUUCAGCGUUGAAGGAUAUUGAAAAGGCAAUUGACAAAAGCGAGGAUAGUAUAAGCGAUCACUUUUACAUAAGGGGCAUCUUGCAUGCUUAAAGUAUGAGAUUGAAAGAGGCUAUUAAGGAUUUUACAACUGCAAUACAUUUCAACAAGGAGCAUUCAGAAUCAUAUUUGGAAAGAGCUAAAUGUUAUUAAAUAAAAGGAGAGUAAUUAAACAUAUCAUUUUUAGUACAGCACAGAGUUUUGGUGACAUGAAUAAAUAUAUUAAGUACAAUAAUUCAGAUGAGAUACAUUAUUGGAGUGGGAGUUUAUUAUUUCAUAAUAAUGCUUAUGAAGAAGCUCUAAAAGCAUUUAAUGAUGCAAAAUAAACAAAUUAAAUUCUAAUCUUGAAAUUAAAGUGCGAAAUUAAAUUGUAGUAAAUUGAUAAAGCAUGCAUUAUAUCUAAUUAAAUAACAUAACAAAAUGUUAGAGAACCUAAAUACAAAUUAGAUUCCUAGAUGCUGACAUAUAUAAAGUAGAUUUUGGAUACUACACAGAAUAAAAAAAGUUGUGAUGCAGUGCAGUUUCCUAAUGUAGAUUAAAAGGAUGUGGGUUUAAUAUUUUAGACUUAAGAUGUUCUCUUGUUCAAAGCAUCAAGUAUGAUCUAUUAGCGCAGAUAUAAUGAGGCAAUAAUGAUUCUUUAGUAAUUGGAACAAUAUUGGUUGAAUUCUCAAAAAGAUAGAUUGAACAGUAUUUCAAGUCAUUAGGAUGCUGAUUCAGAGAAGAGUGAAAACCUAUCUAAUGAAAUGGUAUUGAAAUCAGAAAGAAUAGUUUAACAUAUAAUAGGUAUAAAAUACAAUAUGGCCAUCAUAUAUUUAUUGGUAAUGAUUUGAUGCUAUGAAAAUAGAUAUAAUAAUCGACAAAUGCUAAAAUGAAAGUGGAAGAAAUUAGAGAUUAAGUGGGCAAUGUAGUUUCAGAUGAGUUAGAUUAUUUAAAAUUGUUGAUUUAAAACUAGAUAGAUAAAAAAUCUACUCCUGCUUUUUGUAAGCCUAUCUUAACCUUUUUGAUGAAUGAGAAAAGUCUUUUCAAUGGAUUUCCAACAAUAAAAAUACAAAUGCAUGGUUCAGGUGUUUUUGAAUGCAAAUUAUCACUUAACUUUCCAGAUAUCCAACCUCCAAAUAUUUGUCCAGAAUUCAAGAAAGAAUUUUUGUUAAUGAUAAAAGUAAUUGCAUUUAUUUAACUAUCAGCCUAAUCUCAUAGAAAAUAAGCCUGAAGCACCUUGGCUUUAGAGGACAUCAUAAUAAAUACUGAUUUUAACUCAGAAUCAGUUGAACGAUGAUUUAGAUCUAACUACUGAUGAUGAAGAGGAAUCUAAUGAGAAAAGAAGAAAGACGAGAUAAGUUUAAAAUUUGGAGAUCGAUGAGAAUGUCUAAAAACGCUUGGAUUAAUUGAUAAAGAAAUUAUGA